Gavialis gangeticus (Gharial) is the source of this 3356-nucleotide messenger RNA. It is a transcript of the gene FRMD7, whose product is annotated as FERM domain containing 7. The transcript has 12 exons. The coding region runs from base 471 to 2519 and encodes 682 amino acids. Gene Ontology annotation, cellular component: cytoskeleton. Lineage: Eukaryota; Metazoa; Chordata; Crocodylia; Gavialidae. Gene Ontology annotation, molecular function: guanyl-nucleotide exchange factor activity. The record is from RefSeq and is a predicted model, not a curated record.
AGAGUUUUGUCUGUAGAGGCUGAAGAGAGCAACACGCAACACGCUCCAAGAGAUCUGGUCGUGCCCCGGACGUGGACAGGACGGCUCUUCUCCGGGCUUUGCCACCUGCCGUUCAGAUUAGAUGGAAAAACUCUGCUUUUCUGCUACAUCACCUCCAUUCCCACAUAGCUGCGUUGCCCCCGGCCCGUCGCGUGGUCCGUAGCAAUUGCCCCGGGGGGAGAAGGCUCCACACCUUCCCAAGCAGGUGCUUGCAAGGACCGGUUGCCUUUUGCCUGCGCUUCUUCCUAGCACCGGGUUCCCCUGCCUCCGGACUUGCCUCCGAGGAGAAGUCUGCAUCCGUGCUGCUGUGACUGCAGCCUUCUCCAUCCAACUGAGAGUGAAAUUAUGUGUGAAAGAAGAGUCGGGGCUCCCUCCCCGCUCACAUUACGACGCCUCUCGCGCUUGCUGCAAGCUCAGCCGCGCACUCAAGGAUGCUGCAUCUCAAAGUCCAGUUUUUGGACGACUCCCAGAAGAUCUUUGUAGUCGAUCAAAAGUCUUGUGGAAAAGGCUUGUUCAACCUGAGUUGUGGCCACCUCAACCUCGCCGAGAAGGAGUACUUCGGACUGGAGUUUCAAGGCCAGGCUGGGAAUAAUGUGUGGUUGGAGCUGCUCAAACCCAUAACGAAGCAAGUGAAAAAUCCUAAGGAGAUUCUUUUCAAAUUUAUGGUGAAAUUUUUCCCAGUGGACCCCGGACACCUGCGAGAAGAGCUGACAAGAUACCUGUUCACCCUCCAGCUCAAGAAGGACCUGGCCGUGGGGCGGCUCCCCUGCAGCGAGAACAGCGUGGCCUUGCUGGUGUCGCACCUUCUGCAGUCGGAGCUGGGCGAUUUCCACGAGGAGGCGGACCAGCAGCACCUGGAGACCCACAAGUACUUGCCCAACCAGGACAGUCUGGAGAGCAAGAUCAUGCACUAUCACCGGAAACACGUGGGGAAGACGCCAGCUGAGUCCGACAUCCAGCUGCUGGACAUAGCCCGGAAGCUGGACUCCUAUGGGAUCCGACCUCACCCGGCCAGUGAUGGGGAAGGGACGCAGAUCAACCUGGCUGUCACACACAUGGGGGUCCUGGUGCUGCGGGGCAACACCAAGAUCAACACCUUCAACUGGGCCAAAAUCCGGAAGCUGAGCUUCAAGCGGAAGCAUUUCCUCAUCAAGCUGCAUGCCAAUGUCGCCGCGCUGUGCAAGGACACGCUGGAGUUCAGCAUGGCCAGCCGGGACACCUGCAAGGCCUUCUGGAAGACGUGCGUCGAGUACCAUGCCUUCUUCCGGCUCUCCGAGGAGCCCAAGUCCAAGCCCAAGGCGCUGCUCUGCAGCAAGGGCUCCAGCUUCCGCUACAGCGGGAGAACCCAGCGGCAGCUGCUGGAGAACGGGAGCAAAGGGAAGCUACGGAGCCUGCCCUUUGAGAGGAAGCACUGCGCCGCCCGCUACAGUGAGAGGCAGUGCCGCUCCUCGCCGGACCUCCUCACCGAUGUCUCCAAGCAGGUGGAGGACCUGCACCUGGCCUAUGGCAGCAGCCGGGGCUGCUACCGGGCGGCCAACGGGGCACACGCCUCGGCGCCCACGCUGGACAGCCGGCGCCGCAACUCGGCGGUGGAGGUGACCUUCACGGCCGAGCUGGAGCGCUCCCGGCCUGAGGCCGACCCUGCGCGGCUGCCCCACUCCUGCAGCAGCGCGGCCUUCCCCUGGGUCUACGCCGAGCUGGAGCGCGAGCGCGACUGGGAGCUUGCCGAGGCCUUGGGCCCAAGGGGCCCCCUCACCUCCUUCCAGCCCAGCCAUGGCAAGAGCACGUCCGUGGGCAACAUGCGCGAGGCAGCCGCCUGCCCGCUAACCUACACCGACGUGCCCUACGUGGCCCCGGAGCCCAUGGCCCCACAGGUUUUCUUCUACGUGGACAGGCCUCCGGCACUGCCGCAAUUCAGCCCCACGCUGGCUGCCACCGAAGGGGCCACGAAGACGUCCGCGAGGCCCUCCAAGCGAAGCCCGAGCCUGGCCAGGAUGUGGGAGCCUAUGCUGGAGCCGCCGGCCCAACUGGGUGGCAGCAGCAUUAGCCCCGAGGAGGAGGAGGAGGAGAGCGGUGCCCUGGGCGGCGCUGACUACGGCAUCCAGGAGCAGCCGCCCAAGCGGUCGUGGAGCCAGUCGGACAUGAAAACCCUCCGCUUCCCCUACGGCUCAGAGUUUCGGCCGCUCGGCCCCUGCCCUGCGCUCACCAGCCGCAAGGGCACGGUGCUGCGGUAUGUGCUGGCCCCGCCACCCCCCCCAGAGCGGUACGUGGGCAGCGGCACCGAGUCCAGCGACUCUGACCCUGACCUGCUGGCCACCGACUACGGGGUGCUGUACGGGCGGGUGAUGCGAUCACCCCUGGCCCGUGUGCGACUGUCCUCGGGCAGUCUCCAGCUGGAUGAGGAGGACGAGGAGGUGGCCGCGGCCACGGGCGGUCCUGAGAGCAGGACGGCACCUGGCCCAUCCAGUUAUUACACCUAAGGGGCAGACAGGGCAGAAGCUGGUGGGUUGUUGGUGUUGUGCAAGUGCAAGUAGCUGUAGAGGAUGUGGUACUGAGGGCCACGCAGAGCACCCACUCCUCGUGUCCCAGCUGGCAUGUUCUCCCCCCUCCUGCCCCGGCCCCGUACCAGCUGCAGGGAGCCUGCGUGGUGGAGACCCCCAUGCCCUUCCUGCUGCUGGUCGUGGUGGAAAGCAUCGAGAGGCGCAGGUGUGAUAGUUUGCUUUGGCUCCAGGAGCCGAGAGAUGAUGGCAUUGAUGAGAGCGGCAGAAGUUUGCGUUCAGAUGUGGAUGCAUCGAGAAAGAGCUCGUCCUGAAGAAAGGCAGAGGUGUGUGGGGCUGCACAAGUGUCUGGGUUAAAGCCCUAUGACUACCCUGCAUCCCCUGCAAACCUGCCCGCUGCCUGGUCCUCGAGCAGUUCCCACCUUGGCAUCGCUCUGCUGGCUCCAGUUCCAAGAGGAGCUAAAUCCCAGCUCCCUUGGCCCCAGCCCUCUGCCUUCCACCUAACAGGAUCCUCCUGCCCCUGGGCUCCCUGGAAAGAAGAGAACAGCAACACCCCCACCCCACCUUCAGUCCUGUACCCUACCCUGCACCUCCUGCUCCUCAGCACUGCACCCUCGGCAAGGCGUUAUCCAGACCCCUUUGCUUCUAGGGCAGCAGCCACUGCCACAAGCCACAUGCACUCGGGCUUGGGCUCAGGUUCCUGGUGACCCUUGGGGCUGUGCAGAGGAGUAGAAAGGGCUCUGCUUCUGCACUUUGCCAGGACGGUGGGGAGAUGCAGAUGAAGCCCCCUCUGAAAGAAGAGGACCUGCAAGGGAGCUG